UGUUGGUACUUGCGCUGUUGUAGAAUUGAAGCUUGUAGAGCAGGUUUUUCUUCUGGUUUACUUUGCUUGUGACAGUGAAGAACCUUGUUGCUCACGUGAAGCUGCACACGUAAGACAGCUACUCUUUAAACUCAGCUCUUUUAAAUACUUUAUAUAGUGUGUCCCACAUGAGUAAUGGGUUUUACCUUUCUAAUGGUGUCGGAUUUCUCUGUUGGAACACGGUAAAUUCUUCUUCAGACACAAACAAAAGAGGGAAAAGAACUUCCAUUUUGUAACAAUGGUGACUCUUUUUUUCAAGUUUUCAGACCUGAAAAGUCACCAAAUCCAGGAUAUCAACAACCAGCACAACCUGUAUUUAUGCAAAACUCAAACAUGAGUUUGCCUGACAGGGUGCAGUCAAUCCCCAGAGCUCAGAUACUGCAAGAGUUCCUCGCCCGAUGCCAGGCCCUCGCAGCACACGACAACAGAGGAUUCAAAAAAGAGUUUGAGGAGCUGGAAACGGUGGGGAAAGACCUUCCUACCAAUGCAGGAGACUCCGAGGCCAACCGGGAGAAGAACAGAUAUCCCUACAUUUUGCCAUACGACCACUGCAGAGUGAGGAUCUCCAUCCACAACUCUAAUUCACACUCCGACUACAUCAACGCCAGUUUUGUGCCUGGCGGAUGCUCCGAGAGGGACUUCAUCUGCACUCAGGGUCCCAUGAGCAACACCAUGGCUGACUUCUGGAAGAUGGUGUGGGAGCAGAACGUUCGCGUCAUUGUCAUGGUGACAGCUUUGAAAUACAAGGAUACAGUUCUCUGUGACAAAUAUUGGCCCCUUGAACGGGGGACAGUUUAUCACGGACUCAUCCAAGUGACAACAAUGGCCAGGAAACAGGGUCCAAACUAUUUUAUCACCACCAUCAACCUCCGACAGAGAGACUGUGCAGCAGACCGAAUAAUCACACACUAUUACUACCCUGCCUGGCCAGACAGAGGAGUGCCAAAAGAGCCGUCCUCCCUCUGCAUCUUUACUGAGCAUGUGCGACAGCAUCUGGAAAGCAUUCCUCGCCUGGGGCCAGCUGUAGUUCACUGCAGCGCAGGGGUUGGUCGGUCAGGGACGUUCGUGACUCUUCUGUGGCUCAUGCAGUUGUGUGCUCGAGGCAUUCGACCUGAUAUACGGGCUGCUGUGGAGGAUCUGCGUCUACACCGCAUGUGGAUGGUCCAGAACCAGGCUCGGUUCCAAGUAGCAGCCAGAGCCCAGGAACCUCCUCCAACAUGGCUGACUCUCAGGAUCAACGGCGUAGCUCCUCUGGGUUUGGAGAGCCGACCAGCAGGAGGAGACAUCGGAGACAAAAACCUUCAUCAGAGGAACCACAGAACACGCUGCAGAUGCUGCACCCCGGGAACCUACUGAGGCGGCUACUGCCUUCCUCGUCACAAUUCAACCCCGGCUCUCAUGCUUCCUGAACCUGCUGCAGGACACAGCAACGUCAGAGAUUCUAUGUGCCCUAAGGGCUGCAAACUGGAAGAACCUGAUAAGUACUGAGGGCACAAAACACAAACAAGGAAUCAAGACCCAUCAGGUCCAACCAGCUCCUGCACAGAUGACUUUCUACCGGAGAUAAUGACUGUGGUAACUACCCAUAUAUGUCAGCACCGCUGUGAGAUUACUUUUAUUGUUUUUAAAAAUCAUUGUGCAUCAGUUAUAACACAACUAAAGCAAUCGGUACUGAGAAGAUGUGGGUUUAAAACCAGACUGGCUAGAAAGGCAGACAAAUGGUGGAUGUACAAAAAGGUCAUGUUUCAAAACAGAAGAAACACAGGCACUGCCAUUCUCCUUAGAUAACCGAAACCCAGUAUCAUACAAGAAGGAGACACAAGUACAUUAUAGAUCAUCUGGGUCUUCGAACAGAGUCCUUUAUCUGUGAUAGGGCAGUAACUUAUACAGCAAGUCCUGCUCAGAUUAAUAAUUGUUAUGGAGAACUUUCAGUCCCAUCAUGUGGCAAGUUCCGGUACUGCAGAAUUGUGAUGCAACGUUUAUUUCCACGUGUGAAUACUUGCAAUUUCGCCCUCCAACAUGGAGGCGCUGCAGAGCAAACCACCUUUUCAAUAAACCAAACAGUGGUCGUGUAAAGGUAAAUGAUCACUUGUUUUGGGGUUUUUUUACCUACCAGAGAAAAAGGAAAAGCAGAAGAGACAGAGAGCAGGUCUGACACUGUGAAAAUAUAUAUGCAAUAUAUAUACAGAUUAAAACAAAUAGAAAGUAUAUUAACUGUUUCCGACUAUUGGUACAAAGUUAAAAAUAACAUUUAAAUAAAGGUCCAAUCGUCCUUUGGCCGAACAAAGAAAAUAUGAAGUGGAAGUAAGUCAUCAGACACAAGCAUCUGCAUGUGUUAAGCGUAUGUACAGUUAUGUAUAGAUUAUAUGUUGACACGAUGAGUAUAAACAGACACAUGCCGCUCUUCCAGGCCAACAGAAGGCGUAAGUACAAAACUACCAAGACAGAUCCAAGGCUGUUCCAAGUGUGAAGAAGAGUCCAUUAAGAGUUCCCAGGUUGGAUUACUGCCCACUGUCCGACAUGUGAACGGCUUCCUGGAUUUCUCUGACAGCCAGGAUGCGCGCCAACAUCUGCUCCAGCUGCUCUUUUGGGAUUGGUUGUGUCGAAUACCAUAUGGGACUGUUGGGAGCCACCACAGGUUCAGGAGUCAGGUAGAAGGUGUCGUUGCGUCCCUUAGCACUCUGCGGACUAAAACAAAACACUGUCUGUAUAUCUAUUUUAAGGUAAAUACAAUCCUGCUACAUCAUUGCUGAAAGUCUCCAUUUUAUUAAAGUUUGAAUUAUUCAAAAUCAUUGUUACCAUUUGAAGAGGUAGAAGUCGUAGAGCUUGAUUGGGCAUCGUAAGGGGUUCUCAGGAUCCUCCAGCUGCUCUGAGUACAUGUCAUCCGUGACUGAGAACAGAUUUAUUUUCAUGAUCAUUUGUUCCAAUCUUUCCAUGACAUAAAUUAUAUUUGUUGAACUUUACCUUUCUGUCCAAUAAACCUCUCAGUUGACUUCAGGUACCGGAUGCUGGUACUCUUGUCUUUGGGGUUAUUGGGACUCUUCCUG
Messenger RNA from Synchiropus splendidus (mandarinfish), 3086 nucleotides. RefSeq names its product receptor-type tyrosine-protein phosphatase V-like. Bases 358 to 1395 code for a protein of 345 amino acids. Gene Ontology annotation, biological process: protein dephosphorylation. The transcript has 9 exons. Gene Ontology annotation, molecular function: protein tyrosine phosphatase activity. NCBI's taxonomy places the organism in Eukaryota, Metazoa, Chordata, Actinopteri, Syngnathiformes, Callionymidae. The record is from RefSeq and is a predicted model, not a curated record.